Molecule: messenger RNA, 2145 nt
Organism: Emiliania huxleyi CCMP1516
Lineage: Eukaryota; Haptophyta; Isochrysidales; Noelaerhabdaceae
Exons: 6
Coding region: 1-2145 (714 amino acids)
Cellular component (GO): membrane
Molecular function (GO): hexosyltransferase activity
Source: RefSeq, a predicted model, not a curated record
AUGCUCUCUUCCCUCCUUCCCUCCUCGCUCGCUUUCCUCGCCGAGUCGGACUUGACCAUCGGCAUCAAGCACACCUCGGCGUACGGGUUCCGGCGAGAGCAGCUCGACCGGCUCCUCCGCUCCAUCCGGCGGCGGUACGCGACGGCCGAGGUCAUCGUGGCCGACGACGGCUGCAAGGCGGACCGGACAGCCGCACGCACACACAACGUGACGCUCGUCUGCACCGAGGCGGGCAGCGGCCUGAGCCUCGGCCGCAACACGAUCGUACGGCGCGCUUCCACAGAGUUUGUGCUCCUGCUCGACGACGACGUGGUCUUUUCCGAGGCCACCGACCUCGCCGCGCUGCACGACGCGCUGGUGCGCGACCCAGGCGCGGCGCUCGCGGGCGGCUGCUACGACGACCUCGUACGCGGCGGCGCGGACUGCUUCAACCUCGCCUUCAGCGUGACCGGCGGCGGCACGGCGGUGGCGGCGCGCUUCGCCACGCUGCAGGCGCAGGGCGGCGGGUGCGGCGUGGUGGACGCCACCCACAACUUUUUCCUCGCUCGGCGUUCCGCCCUCGUGCAGCACGGGUGGGACGCGCGCCAAAGGGUGAUGGAGCACGAGACCUUCUUCUACGCGCUCUGGCUGCACGGCCAGCGUGUGCUCGCCUGCCCGGCGGUCCGCGUGCAGCACAAUACGUCGCGCAGCCUCGCGUAUGUCUCCUCCUCGCUGCGCUUUGGCCGGAUGGCGUACUUCCUGCAGUACCUGUGCAAGGACUUCCCGGAGGUGGCCUCCUUCGCCACGCCCUUCAUCCGGUGGGACUGCGCCACACGCACCUACUGCGAGCCAACCUUCAACGCGCGCUUCCCGUACAACGCGCCCGAGUGCGGAAAGGCGAUGCCGUGGUGGGAGGACGAGGACGACAGGUCCGCCGUCGAACUGCCGCUGGUGACGCGCGCGCACGUCGAGGCUUGGGGGGCCGUCGACGCCGGCUCCGCUUCCCCCACCGCUCGCGAGUUGGGACUGCCGAGGGUGCCGCUGCUGAUGAUGAUUAUGACGCACCCGACGAGUGCGGCCUCCCGCGCUCGGCGGACGCACCAGCGGGCGACGUGGCUCAGCAAGGAGUGGCGGCAGCGAGACCGGCCGUGGCCGGUGCCGUGGCGGUACCUCUAUGUGAUGGGGGAGGAUGGCUCCCCAACUCCACGCGUGUCGCCUUCUUCCACUACCGCCAUCUCUGGCGACUCACUGCGCCUGCUCGGCACCGCCGAGGGCUACCGCAACCUGGUGCACAAGGUGGUGGCUGCCAUGCGCUGGGCCGCGACGGAGGUGGACUUUGAUGUGCUGCUCAAGGCGGAUGACGAUGUGGUGGUGCACGUCUCCUCACUCUACGACUGGGUCUGGAGACUGCCUCCGCAGCGGCGGCACGCCCUCUACGCAGGCUACGUGUGGCGCGGCAAGCCGGUCGUGCGGUCAGACAAGCUGAGCCAGUCGUGGGGCCGCUGGGCUGUGCCCUACGAGCAGUACGGCGAGCCGACAUACCCGCCGUAUGCCGACGGGUCCGCCUACGCGCUCGGCCGCGAUGCGGUGGCCCUGGUGCUGCAGGGCGUGACGGAGAGGGAGCGGGCGGGCGCGCCGCUGCUGGAGGUCGAGGAUGCCUUCGUCGGCACAGCCGAGGCGGCGGCAAAAGCCGCCAACCGGAUCACGCCCGCGGACAAGGUUGGCAAGCUCUUCGUGCCUCCGGCGAGCGCCGGCGACAACGGCUCCGCCCCGCUGUCCUUCACGCCGCCGGCGCAUUGCGCGAAGAAGAGGCGGCCGAAGCGCUGCGCCUACGAGUUGCGCCGCAGCUGGUGCGUCAGCCUCGUCGCCCUCUACGGCUCCACCGCCGAGAGCUGGUUCCACAAGGGCAUCACAUCUCGCGGCACGAGCAUCAUAAAGCAAGAGGAGCGCACAGCGGCCGCUUGGCCACGGUGGCGGACACGCGGGGAGCAAGAGUCGCAGCGCCUCGAGGCGUACCAGCGGCAGCGGAGUCGCUGUAAGCGCGCCGGCGGCGAGUGCGCGCGGGAGGCGUUGCCGGCGUGGGCGGCGGGCGGCAAGCUCGUCGGGAAGCCGCUGCUGCCGCAAGGGGCGUGCAAGUGCUCCGUCCCGACCGAGAGGGAGCUCUAG